AAAGUGAAAACUCAGAUAUACAGUGAAGUAAAGUUGGUAUGAAAUGAUGUGAUGAAUUUGAACUAGCAACUUCACCUAACAACAACUGAGUGAUAUUCACUGAUACGCAGAAAUGGCGUCGUGAAAGCACAUGCAACACUCUGCGUACUACUCAUGCUUCCAUUCGAGCUCAUCAUCGAAAUCCUCACUCGUCUCCCACUCACCACCCUCCUCCGAUUCCGUUCCGUAUGCAAGUCAUGGAAUUCCCUCAUUACCGAUCCCUCUUUCGCCCUCAACCAUCUCCAUGCAACCUCCACCCGCCGCCUCAUCUUCACGCGCCCCGCUGAUCCUUAUUUCACCGAUUACUCUCUCUCCUCCGCCUUCGCCUCCACCUCCGCCGCCGCAACUCGCCUCUUCCCUUCCGCUGUCCCCGGCUCCCACUUCCACCACUCCAUAGUCGGAUCCUGUAACGGCCUCCUCUGUCUCUUCACCGUUUCCAGAAAUCUCCUUCUCUGGAAUCCGUCCACCGGAAAGUUCAGAAACUUGCCGUCGUUGGAAGAUCAACGCUUCUCCGUCGUUACCUCGGGAUUCGGCUACGAUCACGUGACUCACAGUUACAAGGUGGUGGUUGUUCUUUACAUUAAGAAUCAUGAAUUCGACUCUAGGGUUCAUACUUUGGGAUCUGAUUCGUGGAGAAGGAUUCAGCACUUUCCUCUCAGCAGCACUGCGUGUUGUCCUGGAAGAUUCGUGAGCGGCAUGCUUAAUUGGUUGGAUAAGAAUCGGUUCAUUGUUUCUCUCGAUUUGGCAUUGGAGUCGUAUCGACGAAUUUCGCUUCCUGAUUUCGGAGGUAACAAUACUGAUGAGUUUGAAUUGACAUUAGAGGUCUUCAAGAACAGUUUAUGUGUUCUCUCAUGCUGUAGCCAUUUCACUGAUGUUUGGAUCAUGAAGGAUUAUGGAAUUGCAGAGUCUUGGACUAAGCUGUUGUGUGUGCCUGAUUUGAUAUAUUAUCCUGAAUUCCUUGGAUUCGAUUUCAAUGUUCCGCGCGCCACGAGGGCGAUUUGUAUUUCCGACGAAGAUGAUGAGAUACUAUUGGAGCUGUGGUUGGACAUGGAGCAGAAGUUUGUUGUCUACAAUUUCAGUGAUGACAGUUUUAGGCCUGCUGGCAUCGAGAAAUUCGGCGGCCGCGUGGCCUCGGAGGUUUGUGAGAAUUACUGAAAGCAACGUCACUGGUAUGCUUGUUUGAUUUAGCCUUGAAGAAAUUAUAUUACUUUGUCAUGGUUAUUAACUUAUACUCUAUUAUUAUAUGGAGUAUCAGUAUCCCAUAGAGUCCAAAAUCUGUUAACCAAUUCUAUUAGUGUGAGUAUAUAGAUAGAUAGGCUCUCUUAUUACUAGCUUUUGUAUUCAUCUUCAAUUGAUCUAUGAAAUCAUAGAUGAUAUUCAGUCAUUACAAUAUGUUUAAUUUCUAAUGUAUUUUUGAUAAUGUAACAAUAUUUUCACAACUUUAAACCUUAGUCUAAAAUAAAAUGGAAAGACAUUAAAGAGGGAAAAAUGAUCACAAAAGGAGAGUUACACUUAGUAUGUGUAAGAAGAGCGAUAUAGUUUGACCAAAAGCUAUCCAUAGCUAUGGUCUAUGGAUUCAAUAGCUUACAUAUUAAGAGAGCAACAGAAUAUUUCUGGCCCUAUCUCCAACCAUGUAACUGAAACACCCAUGAGUCCUAAAAAGAGGUGUGCUAAUAUACAGUAGUAAGAUUUUAUAUAUAUAUAUGCAAAUAAAUGAUUACUUCUUGAAGCAUAAAACGAACAUACCUGCAAUAAC
Molecule: messenger RNA, 1795 nt
Organism: Arachis duranensis
Lineage: Eukaryota; Viridiplantae; Streptophyta; Magnoliopsida; Fabales; Fabaceae
Product: F-box/kelch-repeat protein At3g06240-like
Exons: 2
Coding region: 154-1194 (346 amino acids)
Molecular function (GO): protein binding
Source: RefSeq, a predicted model, not a curated record